Molecule: messenger RNA, 3581 nt
Organism: Brassica rapa (field mustard)
Lineage: Eukaryota; Viridiplantae; Streptophyta; Magnoliopsida; Brassicales; Brassicaceae
Product: G-type lectin S-receptor-like serine/threonine-protein kinase SD1-29
Biological process (GO): protein phosphorylation; recognition of pollen
Cellular component (GO): plasma membrane
Molecular function (GO): ATP binding; protein serine/threonine kinase activity
Source: RefSeq, a predicted model, not a curated record
GAAACUUGUGGAACCGAAAGUGUGUGUGUGUGUGGAUUUCUGUUCUUCUGUAAAUUAAAAUGCUCAGCUUGUUUUUGAAACUAUGAGAACUUUCUCAUUGUUUCUUAUUUUCAGCACUUCUCAAAUAAAUAUAUAAAGUUUUUCUUUCCUUUUGUAUUGUAUUGGUGUUUUAAUAAAGAGUUUGUACUUGUCAUCUUAUCGUCUUCUCUUGGAUUACGGACAGUAGGUAUUCGGUGAUCAACAAUACAAGAUAAACACACUUUUUUUUUUACUUUUUCUUUGUGUGUUUUUCAGUAGAUUGUAAACAGAUUAUAUUCCUAUAACAGAAAUAAACUAACGAAUUUUCUUACCUACUCUUGAGUUGACUUGGUCAAAAUAUUCCCAAACUAUACUGUCCUUAAUAGUUAAUGUGAAAAUGAAUUUUGAAAAAACGAUUUUUUCAAGCAUCUUGACUCAGUGGUGUCGUUUCCUCUUACGUUCAUGGGAAUUUAUGCUGCGGCUGGUCAAAGUCUACCACUGAUAGUCGAUGUCUCUGUCUGUACUUAGGUCCCGCCACAUCGCAGUUACUUUGAAUGCUAUAUCGUCAUUUUAGUCGCCGAUGUCGGCUACAAACACAUAUGCACACAUGGUUUCAACUGCUCAGAUCUUCCAAUAUUUGAUUAAAUGGUUGAACUAGAUGCACGGUUUAAUAGGCCGGUCACCACGAGUGGAUGUGAUUUUUAAAGCCCAUACAGAUAUUAACUCGCACGUUCUUCUUGGAGAUUUUCAAAAACUCCAAACUUGUUUGCUGUGUAAAAGGUUGACUUAUGUGUACACGUUUACUUCUUUGUGGACAGUAAGAUGGGUGCAAUUUCCAGCUCUGUAUUUGUCUUUUCUUUUUUUAUUUGACUUUCUUUUUAUUGGUUGAAUAUGAAUUUUCAUUGACUUACACGUCAUUACGUUAUAUUUUAGUGCUUAUUAUAUUCAAAGCAACAGUCUGAACAAAGAAGAUGCACAUGAAGGUUUGCUUAUCUUUCCACAGAAAAAAUAGUAAAACACUAGAGAAAGAUGGGUAUGGUUUUAUUUGCUUGCUCUUUCUUACUAACCAUAUUCACAACCUGUGUUUAUGCAGCUAUAAACUCAUCAAGCCCUUUGUCAAUACGACAGACUCUGAGUUCCCCUGGUGGGUUCUAUGAGCUAGGCUUCUUCAGUCCUAACAAUACUGGGAAUCAGUAUAUUGGGAUCUGGUUCAAGAAAAUAGUUCCUCGGGUAAUUGUGUGGGUGGCUAACAGAGAUAAACCAGUUACAAGCUCUGCAGCAAAUCUCACCAUCAGCAGAAACGGGAGCCUGAUCUUAGUUGAUGAGAAACAAGCUGUGAUUUGGUCAACAGGAGAGGCUUCUUUCCCAUCAAGCAGAUCUCAUGCCGAGCUUCUAGACACUGGAAAUCUCGUUCUGAUCGAUGAUGUCUCAAGAACAACUAUAUGGGAAAGCUUUGAGAAUCUUGGUAAUACUAUGCUUCCUCAGUCAACGCUGAUGUAUGAUCUUUCCCAUGGCAAGAAGCGGGAACUGACUUCAUGGAAAAGCUACAGUGAUCCUUCACUUGGGAACUUUUCUCUGGAGAUUACACCACAAGUCCCUUUACAAGGCCUCAUAAGAAGAGGCUCAGUGCCUUACUGGAGAACUGGUCCAUGGGCGAAAACAAGGUUCACUGGCUUCCCACAGUUUGAUGAAUCAUAUGUAAGUCCAUUCAGCGUUGUCCAGGAUCUAGCAACCGGUACAGGAUCUUUCUCUUACUCCACUUUGAGAAACUUUAAUCUGUCCUAUCUUACCCUAACACCAGAGGGGAACAUGGAGAUUUACUGGGAUCAAGGCCAAAAAUGGAUGCAUCACCUUACAGAACCAGAACACUCAUGUGAUAUAUACGGUACUUGUGGUCCUUUUGGUUUGUGUGUGAGAUCUAGUACCCCGAGGUGCAUAUGCUUGAAAGGGUUUGUUCCAAAGAAAGAUGUGGAAUGGAGGAAAGGGAACUGGACUAGUGGGUGUGUGAGACGUGCACAGCUAUCUUGUCAGGCUAAAUCUUCUACUAAAACACAAGGCAGAGACACAGACAUCUUCUAUCGUAUGACUAAUGUAAAGACUCCAGAUCUGCACCAGUUUGCAAGCUUUCUUGAUGCAGACAUGUGUUACCAGGGCUGUCUAGGAAACUGUUCUUGUACAGCCUUUGCCUAUAUAAGUGGGAUUGGAUGCUUAGUAUGGAAUGGGAAGCUAGUAGACACAGUUCAGUUUAUGUCCAAUGGAGAAACUAUCUCCAUUCGUCUUGCCAGUUCGGAAUUGGCUGGAAGCCAUAGAACCAAGAUUAUAGUAGCUACUACUGCUUGCCUUUCGAUUUUCGCUAUCUUGGUCUUUACCGCAUUUAUGUUCUGGAGAUACAGAGCCAAACAAAAAGAACCAACCCAUGUUGGCAUCAACACUUUACAAAAUGCAUGGAAGAAUGAUUUCGAACCACAAGAUAUCUCAGGUGUAAAUUUCUUUGAGAUGCAUACCAUAAGAACUGCCACUGAUAAUUUCAGUUCCUCAAAUAAACUUGGUCAAGGUGGAUUUGGUCCAGUGUACAAGGGAAAGCUGCUAGAUGGGAAGGAAAUAGCUGCUAAGCGCCUUUCAAGUAGCUCUGAUCAGGGUACAGGGGAGUUCUUGAAUGAAAUAAGACUAAUAUCAAAACUACAACAUAGGAACUUGGUUCGGUUAUUGGGGUACUGUAUCGAAGGAGAAGAGAAGCUACUUAUUUAUGAGUUUAUGGUGAACAAAAGCCUUGAUAUAUUCCUCUUUGAUUCAACUCUAAAGCUGGAGAUUGAUUGGGCAAAGAGAUUUGAAAUCAUUCAAGGUAUUGCACGUGGACUUCUCUAUCUCCACCGUGACUCGCGCCUUAGGGUCAUUCACCGAGAUCUCAAGGUUAGCAAUAUUCUUCUGGAUGAAAAGAUGAAUCCAAAAAUAUCGGAUUUCGGAUUGGCUAGGAUGUUUCAGGGAACACAAUAUCAGGACAACACUCGAAGAGUUGUAGGAACUCUAGGAUAUAUGUCUCCUGAGUAUGCAUGGGCAGGGUUGUUCUCCGAGAAGUCAGACAUCUACAGCCUAGGAGUUCUCAUGCUAGAAAUCAUCAGCGGCAAGAAGAUUUCAAGGUUCAGCUUUGGAGAUGGGAGCAAAGGCCUUCUUGCAUACGCCUGGGAGUCUUGGUGCGAGACUGGAGGAGCGGAUCUUCUUGAUCAAGAUCUUACUGACUCAUGCAACAUAUACGAAGUUGCGAGAUGUGUUCAGAUUGGUCUUCUAUGUGUCCAACAUGAAGCCUCGGACAGACCCAACACUCUUCAAGUACUGUCCAUGAUUACUUCAACGACAGAACUUCCAACACCAAAGCAGCCUAUAUUUGCGGCGCAAACUCUAAACGAUGUGUUCACGUCAGAGUCUGAGUCUAAACAUAUCUUCUCUGUCAAUGAUUUAACACAAUCUGUAAUCCAAGGACGAUAAGUAUAUAUAUAUACUAGUUCACUAUGUAUAGAUUCAUGAACCAAAUAUUAUUGAGAUAUUGCAAAAGUGAAUUAAACUCA